Auanema sp. JU1783 is the source of this 288-nucleotide messenger RNA. NCBI's taxonomy places the organism in Eukaryota, Metazoa, Nematoda, Chromadorea, Rhabditida, Rhabditidae. The record is from the annotation of a GenBank genome assembly.
AUGUUACUUGGAGACGGGACAGGAGGAGAAUCCAUAUACGGAGAGAAGUUCAACGAUGAAAACUUCCAGAGGGAACCUCACGAUAAGUACCACGUCGGCAUGGCUAACGCUGGACCAAACACGAACUCAUCCAAGUUCUUCAUCACCACUGAUGUUGCCGGUGAUGACUACAUUAUCGUUGGAAAAGUAAUUGACGGAUUGGAAUUUGUCUGGGAUAUGACACAAUAUGGGAUUCGAAGUGGAAAAACAGCCGAUGGAAUCAUUAUCGUGAACUGUGGACAGCUGUAA